AUGCGUGGUGCCUUUGACAUGGGCUCUUCAAGCGAGUCUCCGCCGUUUCUCUUUCAUGAAUCGUUAAAUGCCAAUUUAACGGGUGUGCGACGUGAAGGGGGAGUCUGGCAGUUUCGUGGCCUGCAAUACGCCAGCAUCCCUCACAGGUUUGCUUCCCCAAAGCUUACCACGGUCAGGACAGGCGACGUUGAUUGUACUUUAUACGGAUCAUGCUGUCCUCAAAAUCACGUAGACUUCCGUCAUCUGUUGCGCAUUCCUGAUGAUGAAUUCGUUCCGGAGCUACGGCAGGAUGAAUUCACAUGCUUGAAUCUCGACGUCACGAUGCCCGAGCCAGGCUCUGUGCCUGGUAUGAAGAGAGAUCUUCCUGUCAUAUUCUGGAUACACGGUAAGUGA
This is a messenger RNA of Penicillium brevicompactum, 393 nucleotides long. RefSeq lists its product as uncharacterized. Bases 1 to 393 code for a protein of 130 amino acids. The record is from RefSeq and is a predicted model, not a curated record. The transcript has 2 exons. Lineage: Eukaryota; Fungi; Ascomycota; Eurotiomycetes; Eurotiales; Aspergillaceae.